Molecule: messenger RNA, 3814 nt
Organism: Larimichthys crocea (large yellow croaker)
Lineage: Eukaryota; Metazoa; Chordata; Actinopteri; Sciaenidae
Gene: tor4aa
Product: torsin family 4, member Aa
Exons: 3
Coding region: 300-1658 (452 amino acids)
Cellular component (GO): endoplasmic reticulum lumen; nuclear envelope
Molecular function (GO): ATP binding; ATP hydrolysis activity
Source: RefSeq, a predicted model, not a curated record
AGGUUGAAACUGAGGCACUGAGGUGGAUUUGAGCUGUUUUAACAGGGACGGUGGAAGCUGCUGACUAAUGUGUGAAACGCAGGAAAAACUGGACAGAAGAAUGAGCGAAUCAGAGAGGAGGAGCCAGGCGAUGGCUGAGAACAGGAUCUGGAGGUAUGAUAGUCAGAUAGGAGGGCUCUUCCUGAGUCGAGCUGCUCGUCUGUGUGCGGUUGGUCUCUGGCUUCCUCCUCUCCUUCAAACUAUGGACCGAACCCGCUGAACAGUUACUUCUCUUUAGAAACACUCGAGCCGUGUUGAAGAUGAGUGACCAAGACAGCAGCAGCACCUCCGCCUCUCAAACAGAGGAAGAGCUGGAGGAAGAGCUGGAGAUGGAUGGAGAGGUGAACGGAGAGGUGAACGGAGAGGUGGAAGGUGAACAAGAAGAAGACAAUGACAGAAGCAGUGAGCGGUCAGCAGCUCCCAGCCUGUCCAGCUUCUCCUCGUCCCUGCGCGCCGUCAUUCGCAUCAAGCAGAAGUACCAGGCCAUGAAGAAGCGGCGGCAGGAGCUCGCCCUGGGCCUGGGCGGAGCAGGGAACCCCACAGGAGCUGCACCACGAACCAGCCCCAAAAUCUUCACCUUCGAUGGGCUCACCCCAAUUGCGUACUCCACCCUGGCGGCAGCUGCCCCUCAGAGGAAGAAGAGGAAAAGGAGGAAACGGGUGCUGUUUCCCAACAGUGGAGGGUGCAGGGCGCCGCCAAAGCAGGAGCAGAGCCGGGCAAAGUACUGCCUCUACCUGCUGUUUGCCAUCGUCUUCAUGCAGGUGUAUAACGCCAUAGAGAACCUAGACGACCACGUCCUCAGGUACGACCUGGAGGGGCUGGAGAAGACACUGAGGAGAGAGGUGUUUGGGCAGCAGGGAGCGGUGGAGGGUCUGCUGUCCCAUCUGAAGGACUACCUUUCCACCUACGUCCACAACAAGCCCCUGGUGGUGUCCCUGCACGGCCCCAGCGGUGUGGGCAAGAGCCACCUGGGACGCCUCUUGGCCGGACACUUCCGCUCCGUGGUUGGGGAGACGCUGGUGCUCCAGUACUACGUCCUCCAUCACUGCCCCCAGGAGGCAAACGCCUUGCACUGCGCCAGCGACCUCUCCGCUAUCAUCUCGGAGAUGGUCGAACGAGCCGAGGAGGAGGAGAAGAUCCCGCUCUUCAUCUUCGACGAGGCCGAGCACAUGCACGACGAGAUCCUGGACGUGCUGUCGCAGCUCGUCGCCUCGAAACAGUCCAACGAAUACCUGAACGCCAUCUACUUGUUCCUCAGCAAUCUGGGUCAUGCACACAUCACCAAGCAUAUGCUACACAACUCCUCGAGUAUUUCCAUGGGGAUGUCGGCAUCCGGUCGUCAUAGUAACCUCGUAAAAGAGCUGACUCCGAUAUUACGCAACACUCUGGAGAAGCUUCACAUAUUGUGGACAGAGGCCGACAUCUUGCCUCUGGGCCUUUUGGAGAAAGGUCACGUGAUGGAGUGCUUCCUGGACGAAAUGACUCGCGAGGGGUUCUACCCGGAUCAUACCAACAUAGAGCGCCUCGCGGGGGAGAUCGAAUAUUACCCCACGGUAGGGGGGCACGAAUAUUCUCAGACAGGCUGCAAGCAAGUAGUGGCUAAAGUCAAUCUGCUGUGAAAUCCUCUGCAGGGAUGUCGUUUGGAUGUUUCACAUUCUUGGAACCAUGAAGAAACAGGGCGUGAGAAGUGCAUGUGGGUCUGCGGCUUAUGAAACUUGAAUGACACAUCUCAGUUCUGCAGUUGUGAAAGGAGAAAAGAGAAGAAGUCUGCACACGGACGAAGGACGCUGAAGACGUUCGGCUCUGUCGCAGGAAAUGGCGAAAAAAGCUUGUGAAGAAGUUUGAGUCCACAAACGGUUCUUAAAGGUUCAGAAAAACCUCCAGUGGUAUCCGCUCAUACAGAGAAAUCCUCUGGUUGACAGCGAGGUCUGGAAAGAGACACUACCGCUGAUUUUUAUUUUGUUUAUUUUGUCAUUUUGUUGGCCAGUUUCAACCACUUUGCUCCAGAAAGUUGAAAGUUUGUACAUACAUUUAUGUUUUUUUUUUUUUUUUCAAAUUUAUGCCAGCAUGACGUUGACAUUUCUGGUUUUGAGCUAAAUCUCAACAACGAUCGGAUGGACUGUCAUGAAAUUUACUAUAAAUAUUCAUGGUCCUCAGUGGAUGAUCCUUUGAUCUAUUUAGUGCCACCCGCAUGUCAAAUGUGUCACGAAGAAGUUCAACUGACUUUCCUCGGUUUUGAGCUUAAUAUCUCAGUAACAAUUGGACUGUCAUGAAAUGUGCUACAAAUAUUCAUGGUCCUCUGUGGGUGAUCCUCUGAUUGGUCCCAUGCUUUUUUUUUUCUUUUUUUUUUAAGCGACAGCCGCAUGUCAAAUGCAACUGACUGUGAUCGUGCUCUGAUGGAUUUUACAUUUUUGCUUUUGGAUAGAUUGUCACGACAUUUGGUUCAAGCAUUCGUGUUCCUCUGAGGAUUAACAAUCACACUCCCAUCAACCUCAACUGUACAUUGUGUUUUGUGCUAAUUAGCUACCAUUAUUGCACAUGUAUCAAACAUGGCAAACAUGUUAGCAUUAUCAUUUUAAGCAUGUUUGCAUGAAGUGGUAACAUCCGUGUCUGUGAAGUAAAACCCCCAAAAAACUGCAGUUCCUCUUGUCAUCCACUUGAGGCUGGCUCCAGAAGUGAGUCAGUCUCCAUAAGUCCCCAUGUUCAAAUGAACAGUUUGUGGAUUAUCAUGAUUUGGGUGAAAUGACCAUUUAACCACUUCACACCUGCUUUAAUGAGGCAGCUCAAUCUGCGAUUAAUUGAGACUGAUACUGAUUUGUUUUGUAAGGUAAGGUCAGAUAUUUAUAAUGUCAGAGAUGUCAAAUGCAGCACGGUUUUUAUUCUAGACUCUAUAGAUAUUUCUAAUGUGUAAACCUGUGGAUUUAGUUAAAUAUUAUAGGAUGAAUCUUGCAAUCUUCCUUAUCUUUGUUUAGUACGUUCCUGGUUAUUUAUUAAUGAUUUCUUUUUAAUGAUUUUUGCAUGUUGACACCUGAGGAAAUGAACUUCAAAUCAACAGACUUGCACUAGCACUGAGUUACAUUUUUACUGGCCUGAUGAGAUUUAAUGAAUCGUAUGUUAAUGUCCUUGUAUUCAGUUUAUAUUAUCUAAUAUAAACUUGGAAUUAAAGACACAAUGUUUAAACAAAGUUUGUAAUUUUUUUAUAAAUACUUGUUUGUUUUCUUGCAGCGUUAAAUGAAAACCGAUGAGCUCCCGCUGCCUCUAAAAGCUCAUUCUAAGGUAACAAAAGCUCCAUAUUUCUUAUUCUAUAGAUGAAUGAAAACAUGCUCAUGAAUAUUAUAUUCCAUCUGUGCCACAUUCUGCCUUAAAUCUUACACACUGGACCUUUAAAACAGCUGUAAUCAAACUCGGGCCACAACUUAACUCACCUUUAAAGGUCCAGUGUGAAAGAUUUAGGAGUAUUUAUUAGCAGGAAUUGAAUCCAAUAUUUAUAAGUAUGUUUUAAUUCAGUGUUCAGUCAGCUAAAAAUAAGAAUUGUUGUGUUUUUGUUGUCUUAAAAUGAGACCUCAAUAUCGACAGUGAGAGAUAGAUGUGGGGUGCAAUGAAGGUUUCUAACGGAGUGAAGUAUUAAUGAAGCCUCCAUGUGGUCAAGUAUUUGGCAGCUGAAGAUGCAGAGGAGUUGAUAUUGGACUCAAAUUUAUCAGAUCGACCUAAAAUAUUUCAGCAGAGUUUGCUGCAGACUCAUCUAUUUAUAUAAAAAGAAUAAAAACACUGUUCA